CAAAUAUCAACAUAUUUUUCAAAAUAUACACCCGCGCGCCUGCGCGGGUCAAAAUCUAGUCAAUAACUUAUUUCUCAGAGCACGUUUAAAAACACGCAAGUCGUAAACCUUGAGCUUAAAUUUCUAUUAAUAUAAAGUUCUGUUUAAGGAAUAUUUUUGUUUGCAUUAAAUUCAAACUUUUUGUGAGGAGCGUUUUCUGCGUGACACCUAAGCGUUUUGCUAAAUAAAAGCUUCUCAUGAGGCCACGUCACACACAUUGCCAAUAAUCUUUUAAGGUAAGUUUUAAAAGUGCUUCUCCUUUAAUAUAUAGGGGAUUUCAACGUUGCCUCUAAUCACCCAAUAUUUUUUUUGCUCUUAUUUAUUAGUGAUAAUUAAAGUUAUGUUCAACCCUCUUGUCAUUGCUUUGGAUGUUUUACAGGUUGGUCAUCUCGGUGAAACCUACGAGGAAUGGGUUCACCAACCCAUUGUGACAAAGAAAGGCCCUCGUUUUUUCCACAGUGACUUUUGGGAGUUCUUGACUCUUACAGUUUGGUGGGCGGUUCCUGUCAUUUGGUUGCCAGUUUCAGUCUGGUGCAUCUCCAUGUCGGUAAGCAGGGGCCUUUCACUUCCAGAAAUCGUCCCACUGAUAGCCUUGGGAAUAUUUAUCUGGACGUUGAUAGAAUACACUCUUCACCGGUUCCUUUUCCACAUAAAGACAAAGAGUUACUGGGGAAACACGGCACACUAUCUUAUUCACGGAUGCCAUCACAAGCACCCAAUGGACCAUCUUCGACUCGUCUUUCCUCCUGCUGCUACAGCAGUUUUAUGCUUUCCUUUCUGGAACCUUGUGAAGCUUUUCACAACUCCUUCAGUCACACCUGCACUGUUUGGAGGCGGCAUGCUUGGGUACGUGAUGUACGAUGUUACUCACUACUACCUUCACCAUGCACACCCAACUAGAGCAGUGACCAAAAAUCUCAAGAAAUACCAUUUGAGCCAUCACUUCAGGAUUCAUGACAAGGGAUUUGGUGUAACAUCGUCGCUAUGGGACAUAGUUUUUGGCACACUCACCAAAUCUCCCAAAAGAGAGCAAUAGAAAAGGAUAUUGGCAAUACAGUUAAAUAUUUAAUUAUGAAUCUUCCCUCAUGAGUUUUGAGAUGUUUAGCUGAAGGGGUUUCAUUUAAAUCACUAUAUUGUAAAUCAAUGUGUCACAUCCUAGUCUUGGUGUGUUUCUCAGCGAAAACAACCAACAAUAUAUACUAACGUGUAAGACUAUGUACAAUGGUUUCAAAAUUCAACAUUUUCCAUUUUAUCUUUUAA
This is a messenger RNA of Brassica napus (rape), 1299 nucleotides long. Its product is annotated as dihydroceramide fatty acyl 2-hydroxylase FAH1-like. Gene Ontology annotation, cellular component: endoplasmic reticulum; membrane. Bases 380 to 1075 code for a protein of 231 amino acids. The record is from RefSeq and is a predicted model, not a curated record. The transcript is spliced from 5 exons. Gene Ontology annotation, molecular function: iron ion binding; fatty acid 2-hydroxylase activity. NCBI's taxonomy places the organism in Eukaryota, Viridiplantae, Streptophyta, Magnoliopsida, Brassicales, Brassicaceae. Gene Ontology annotation, biological process: fatty acid metabolic process; lipid biosynthetic process.